Molecule: messenger RNA, 861 nt
Organism: Branchiostoma floridae (Florida lancelet)
Lineage: Eukaryota; Metazoa; Chordata; Leptocardii; Amphioxiformes; Branchiostomatidae
Product: charged multivesicular body protein 6-B-like
Biological process (GO): vesicle budding from membrane; late endosome to vacuole transport via multivesicular body sorting pathway
Cellular component (GO): multivesicular body; ESCRT III complex
Source: RefSeq, a predicted model, not a curated record
CAAAAGCGCACGUUGCACUUCCGCAUUUACCGGGUCAAGAAUCCAAGAUAGCAUCGCCUCCGUUUUGACAGCGAAAUGUUCCGGCAUUUGCAGACGAUUUUACCGUAACAGAGACGUUUUAUAGCUUAUGAAGAGGUGACAGCCAUAGAUAUUUAUUAUGGGUUCUCUAUUUAGCAAGAAGAAGAAAGAAGAGUCGAGAAUUACGGAGCAAGACAAGGCGAUCUUGCAAUUGAAGCAACAGCGAGACAAACUGAGACAAUACCAGAAGAAAAUCCAGGCCAACCUGGACAGGGAGAGGGAAGUGGCCAAGAGGCUUCUCAAGGAUGGCAAGAAGGAAAAAGCAAAACUGUUGCUGAAAAAGAAGAGGUAUCAGGAGAACAUGCUGCAGAAAACAGACAACCAGAUCGACCAAGUCGAGAAAAUGGCUGAUGACAUUGAGUUUGCGAGCAUCGAGAUGAAGGUCAUGGAAGGGUUGAAGAAGGGCAACGACUGUCUCAAGGAGAUGCACAAGAUAAUGAGCCUUGAAGAUGUGGAGAAAAUCUUGGAUGAGACACAGGAAGCAGUGGAGUACCAGAGGGAGAUAGAUGACCUGCUAGCAGGAGGCAUCCUGACAGAUGAAGAUGAGGAGGCGGUGCUGGCGGAGCUGGAUGAGAUCACCAAGGCUGACCUUCCACAGGUUCCGGACGAGGACGUCAGCUUGCCUGAGGUUCCUCGGGACAGGAUUCCAGAAGCAGAGGCUCCUAAAGAGAGACAGCGGGAGUUGGUGGCAGCUUCCUGAGUUUUGUAUGACAGCGUAUCACGUUUGGAUGUAGCACAACUCAACUGUAUUUUUCUAAAACACUACUGUAUACUUCCAAAAAU